Messenger RNA from Peniophora sp. CBMAI 1063, 3276 nucleotides. The record is from the annotation of a GenBank genome assembly. NCBI's taxonomy places the organism in Eukaryota, Fungi, Basidiomycota, Agaricomycetes, Russulales, Peniophoraceae.
AUGCCUUCUGAACGAGCGGCUCUUGGCUACGAAAAGGAUAUGAGGUUGCGUAAGAGGGGCCACGCCCUCUUCAAUCCUCACCCAGGAUACCACCAAGAUCCUGUUUCGCGCGCGUUGAACCUGAACCCUGCGGUGGAGAUUGGUGACGUCGGACUCAUCUUGAACGGCUCCUUCCACCUCUUGUUCAAUAUCCAUCGUGCAAAGGACGACCCACACCAGAUCAAGGGUACCCCAGACAACUUCGUUCCUCUUGAACGCGGGGAUAUAUGGGUUUACCCGCGGAAGAUCGCGCGGGAAUUCGUCGAGAAUCGUCACGGAGUCUCCGCAAACUUCUCAGUGGACGUAUCUGUUCCGGGUUUCGGUGGCGGCUCAUCAAAGCUCUCGUACACGCACGAUCAAGGCGCCACACUCAACUAUUUCGACCUUCACGAGGAGAGUUAUGCCGUCAAUCUAGAUGCUUACGAGAAGUACUACCGGGAACACCUCGCAGAUUGGUUGCGAUUUCUUAAGGCUCGCGGUUACAAACAGACAGCACACGACAUCGUUCUGGUUACAGGCUACGAACGUGCGCGCGCAUGGGCCACGACUUGGAGCGAAUCUAGUUCUGGAGGAGCAGAGCUCUCUCUUCAGGUUCAACCGCCGAUCCCAAUUGGGUUCGACGCCGGUGUUUCCCUAACGGCGUCGUUGAGCUGGAACCAUACCUCCAGCGUGGACGCUCUAUCUGGCCCAACCGAACUCUCUCUGCCGCUGUCGUUGGGUGACAGUACUUCUUCUCCUUCCCUGACCGAACAAGAGUCGCCCUCAUCAUCGUUGUUGACUACGUCUUCUUCAGACUCAACGGGCCGAGUCAUGAAGCCGUACUAUGGAGAUAGUAUCCAGCCAUCUUCGGCCGAGCGUCACUUCGAGUCGCCCACAAGCCCUUCUGCGGAUCAAUGCCUUUUCAUCAAAGGCUUCCGCGCUUGGGUUGUAUUCCGCAAGGACAAGGUCCUACGCUUACGAGGCGGCGCAAACUCUCGCAGUUCAUCGCCGUCGGAUCGAGUCGACGACGAGAGCCAGCUAGUACUAAUGGACACUUCGGGGUUUGACUCUGACGGUGCCCUGAGGAUAGAUGAAAUAUCCGAUGCAGCUCCUGCCGAAGAUACUAGUUUGCUAGCAUUCGCUCUCAAGACCGUCGCCGAGCUAUACGAACCAACGUGUGAGGAUGAUAUUCUCCUCAUGCAUGACGACGAGCUGAACCCGUUCUUACCGGACCCGGACAAUGUUGACACAAAGUGGGAGACACUCGCGGACGCCCAUUCAUACGUGACGAGUCGGCUGCAGCUCUCGCCUCCGCAGACUCUACGCAUGAUAGAAGGAUCGGGCUGGGUUCAAUCUCACGAGGACACGACUAACAGUCCCCCGCUUCAUGCGCUCAUCAUAGGGAUCGACAGAUAUCGGUCGCACCUGAUUGAGAACCUUACUGGCGCGGUCAACGAUGCAGAUGCCAUACACAACUUUCUACGCACGGAGCUCCGGGUACCCGAUCGUCAAAUCGUCAACCUACGGAAUGAGCGCGCUACGCGUGCAGCCAUCAUUCGGAAUGUCAGAGCGUUCUCGAGACCGGAGAACGGUAUCCGCAAAGGUGAUCCUAUACUGAUCUACUUUGCCGGAUAUGGUUCGAGUGCAGCUGCGCCGACAGAAUGGCGCACCAACGGCAGAGACAUAUCUCUGAUUGUGCCACAUGAUGGAUUGCUAGGGGACGAUGUAUUGUUCACGAAUGCCAUACCGAUCCGAAGCGUACACGCUCUUCUACAAGAGCUCACCAGCAGCAUUGGUGACAAUAUCACCGUGAUCAUGGACUGCUCGCACUCCGUGCCUGAUACCGCCAACGGUCUCGCACGUCGUGCCAGAUGUAUCAGGUCAGGUAGAGUGCACGCAGAACUUGACAACGACAUCUGGAGCGAUAUCGCGUUGCAAGACGAGCUGCGCGCGUCUUCCAAAUUCGACCAUCCCUCAGCAGUAGACUCCCAUGUGCUGCUUGCAGCCUGUCGCGACACGGAGGUCGCGUACGAGAGCAAUGGGCGCGGGUUCUUUACCUCUAAGCUCAUCGCCGCUCUGCAGACGCAUUCUGUAGAGCACACAACAUACGACAGUCUCAUGCAAAAUCUCGCGGACAUUCCAGGCCAAUCACCAUUCUGCUUAGGAGACCAUAGCGGACGCAUACUAUUUGACGCCCACGUCGCACAUGACAGGCGCGCGAUGUAUCGCGUCGACAUCUCUGGGUCUAUAGGCAUCGUUGUCGUUUGGGCUGGCUCGUUGCACGGCGUCACGCCCAACACCGAGUUCUCCGUCUACACGAGCCGCGGACUUCCUGGUCCAUCAGAUGGUCCUGUUGCAGUGGUCACUGCGAAAGAAGUCGGUCCCUUCUCCACAGAGACCUCGGGAUCUCUUUCUCUGGCGACACAACCGUGUUUCGCAAUACCUAACACCACCGCAGCGGUCGACGCUAUCCGGAUUCACUUCUCCUCCACGGAUGCAGCUGCCCAAUCGAUCAAGAGCGCUCUUGCUUACGCCCAUGAGCUGCCUUGGCAUUGGGGCGAACCGGGUAUGAUCGUCGAGGGAAACGAAAAGGUGCUGAGGGACACUAUAAGCAUCGGGAUGCACGAACUCGUGGAAGACGAAGAGGCGCUGCUUGACGACGAGUUGAACGCACCAUACGUCGUUCGCGACAGUCGCGAUCUUCAUCAACGGGGAUUUGCCGACGUCGUAGCGGAUGACCAGACUUACUACGGCAUGGUUGUCCGCAAUAACUCGGACGAUCCCUUAUACCUAUGGGCGUUUUACUUUGACUGUAGCGACCUAUCCAUCAUUGACUACUACCAGCGGAUGCAGACCGCGCGCGGUAUUGAGCCUUCAAUCCCUCCUCGCGGUCAGUUGACGAUUGGAUACGGUGCUGGCGGCGGGGCACCCUUCAGCUAUUUCUUGCGGCCAGACCAGGAUCUGGAUAUCGGCUUCAUCAAGCUGAUUGUCUCGCGUCAGCCCAUAGACCUAUCUGAUUUUCGGCAAGAGUCGCCAUUCCAUUCACACGCACCGUACGAGCGAGUUCCUGAUGAGAUCGAGGGCUGCACUCGAGGCAAGUUUCUCGACGCCAUCUGGAGAGAAACGUGUUAUACAAGCGCUGCCUUGAGCAAGCGGGUGCCGCAACGAUACGCUAUCGCCCAAGCCACUGUACGGGGUACAAUGACACGGAUGAGAAUGUACGGGGACAAGGAUCCGAGACAAUCAAUCAGCGAGUAG